Messenger RNA from Populus nigra (black poplar), 2529 nucleotides. RefSeq lists its product as uncharacterized. Gene Ontology annotation, cellular component: SAGA complex. The transcript has 13 exons. The coding region runs from base 441 to 1625 and encodes 394 amino acids. NCBI's taxonomy places the organism in Eukaryota, Viridiplantae, Streptophyta, Magnoliopsida, Malpighiales, Salicaceae. The record is from RefSeq and is a predicted model, not a curated record.
GAGCGCAGGACUACUUGUGUUUAACUAAUCAAAGACAGUAAUGGAAUGCUGACGUUUUUUAUCGUUCGUCACUCUGUUGAAGUCUUCUGGCUCUCAUUGGAUAUCGGUUACAAAAAAUAUCAGACUAGAAUGCUCUUCUAAAAUCACAGAUUGUCAUCUCCUCCUCCUCUCAGAGAGGAGAGAGGAACAGCAAAAGAAAAUAUAAAGAGCGUGCUUUUAAAUUAACAAGAGACGUGUAUAUUCCCUCUGUGUUUAGGGUUUCUACUCUCUCACUUUUCUUCUUCUGUAAUCAAUCUCUAUUACCUGUACUUGCAUUUUCGAGACCCACACAUUCCUUUUUUUAAUAUAGAAAAUUCGCUGAUUUCUCUUCGAAUUAAAGGUUAUCUCAUCGGUUAAUUGUCUCUGCAGAUUCGAGAUACAUAAAUUGUAUUUUAGGAUCAAUGGUAUGCUCAAUUGGAAAUGGGAGAAUGGCAGUCAUGGCUAGGCUUCUGGUGGCUGGGAGUUUGUCACAAAAUAUUGCAGAGGAGGUUAGCCAGCAGAAAUUUGUCACUCGAUAUAUUUGUAGAGAAUUACAUGAAUCGGAUGAACCAAAUUUACUUGAUGAAGAAGACAUGCAUGUUUUUGGUUUGAUGCCUAUGACUGACCCUUUGGACCUGGUAUGUUGCAAUGCUUGUAAGAAGCCAGUGAUGGCUAGCCAAUACGCAGCCCAUGCAGAGCUUUGCAGGCUUUUAAACUCUGCUGAAGAAUUGACCUUGGAGCUUGAUGGCGGCACAGGAUGCAGGAAACCUCCAAGGAAGGAGAGGAAAAAGUUAUUAACUGCCUAUUCUAACCAAGCUACAUCAGUUGGGGAACGAGAAAGGUCUGAAUCCAUAGUUGCAGAUGAUUCUGUUGCAUCAGAAUCGCAUUUGGAUGGGCAACCUAGAGUGCCUUCUUGCUUCUCCCUGGAUAAAAAAAGAAAUUCUGCUUCCGUAGAUGUUGCAUCAAUGAUGGAUGGUGAAGGAGUGAUUCCUGGGAAUACAGACUACUCAGCAUGUGCAAUGCCACCUCCAACAAAACGCUAUAAAUUCCUAUCAACUGAGCACCGACUUCUAUCAGAUGAUCCAGAAACAGCUUCUGGCUUAGCAAAAGUUACUAGCACUGUGGAUCCAUUUACCUACAUUCCAGUUCCCCUUGCUACCAAGGUUUAUUACUCUCAAAGAAACACUCAUCUACGGUCAGCAGUCGCUUAUCUGCACCAUGCAGCAUCUUCCGAGGGGCUUCAGAAUAACAUGAUGAGUUCAGGAAUAUCACAGGAAAGCAUAAUGCAACUACAGGCUUUGUCUCAGAGGGGUUCUUUCGAUGCACAAACAGAUUGCCUGACCAAAGAAAAGAGAGAUCCUUCUGUGCAUCAACCAGAUCAAAUUCUCGCACGAAGCUCAGAGACGUGUGUGGAUAAAUCUGGAGGAUGUCCACCAUUGACUAACUUCUCAAAUCAGUGUCCUGUUGAUAACAUUCAAAUACCCCAGACUGCUUCAAUUGGAAUGCUCAGAAGCAAAUAUCUUCCAAAGCCAUAUUCUUUUGCAGGAAAGCCAGGUCAAUCACUUGGAACGAUGCGGCAACCAAGUGGAACUGUCCCUGUUUUGUAGAAGCCCAUGCGGGAAUUUUGGCUAGGCAAAUAUGUAUUUAAUACCAAAUGUGAGGUUAGGAUCCCUUUUUGAAACCACAAGCAAAUCACCGCAAUUGUUCAUUCUAGCCUUCUGUGUCAUAUUUGACAUCUGACUACUGUUUAUACUUGAAUAGAAUUUUUUUAAAAAAAAAAAAUCUUCAUAGUCACAGUUGUAGACUUGAAGUGCCUUGAUAGUGCAAAUUCACGUUGUUUCCUUAAUCUUGGUCCUCCUGGAUGUUUUUCACCUUGUGAUGAUGAUUUUGUUCGUUUCUCUGAAUCUCCUGAGUUUUCAUGAGAUCAAAUGUUGCAACUACAUGUGCUUAUCUGCGUUCCAAGAUCCUGAUGAGAGAUGCUUGUAGUUAUCCAAUCAGUGCCGUGUGAAAUGAGGAGCCGCAAAUUGUGUCCUGCCAGGAAAUUCUUCUCGUGUCGACAUUAAUAGUUUUAAAAUUGACAUUUUGUUACUGUACUACUCCACAUCACACUCGAAUGCAAAAAGACGUCGUUUUCGUGAUGGCUAUUGGGAGCAUGGUGAUGGGGAGGGGGCACUUGUUGCCUCAAUUCAAAGAGAAAUGAAGGAGUUUCUAACGAGCAGGAUGCGGUAAGUUGAUUCCAGCAUACGCUUAUGAUGGAGAUGCAGUAGCAAUGGACUAAUUGCGAUUAGGGAGAGAUUUGGACAGCCUUGUGGAUUUUCUGUGGGUAAUUAGUAGUCUUAAGCCUUGCAUAAUUGUCAAGUAUUUUCUUGUUCACUAUAAAAUAUCUGCUCAUAUUGAUAGUGUGGCUGGCCACCAUGGCCUACCACAUCGCUGCAACUGGAUGAAUCAUUGUCUUUUAUGGAAGACUUUAUCAUCCGAUGAUGACGAAGAUAGCUACUUCGCACACCAAAA